Molecule: messenger RNA, 456 nt
Organism: Encephalitozoon cuniculi GB-M1
Lineage: Eukaryota; Fungi; Microsporidia; Unikaryonidae
Product: Rrs1p-like protein
Exons: 1
Coding region: 1-456 (151 amino acids)
Biological process (GO): ribosomal large subunit biogenesis; ribosome biogenesis; ribosomal large subunit export from nucleus
Cellular component (GO): preribosome, large subunit precursor; nucleus; nucleolus
Molecular function (GO): protein binding
Source: RefSeq, marked provisional
AUGAACCACUUGAAGCUUCUGACGGUGGUGAGCGACGGUGCAGUCAGACACAAGGACUUGAACCAAGAGACAUCUAAUUUAUUGAAGGAGAUGGUUCAGGAGAUAAAGCUGUGCCGGUCUGCACGAAGAGGGUCAGACCUAGUGUUUGCACUUCCCGAAUCGACACUUGCGUUUCCUAGACAGUACUUGAGGGAGCAUAUCGAGACGCGGUGGGAAAGGUUUGCAAGGACCAAGGGGAUAGAGAAAAGGAAGAAGAGCCCGCUUGUGUAUGACGAGGAGGUAGGAGAGUAUAUCCCCCGGUACGGUCCACACAGCAAGAAGAACAGAAUUCUGAAGGCUGCGAUCAAGGAUGGAGAGGUAACGUUGUCUGCACUCAGGAGGCAGAGGAAGAACAACAUCGAGAAGAACGAGGCAAACAGACUUGGCAACAUUUCGAGGAGGAGAGGAAACAGCUGA